Neospora caninum is the source of this 1083-nucleotide messenger RNA. RefSeq lists its product as hypothetical. The record is from RefSeq and is a predicted model, not a curated record. NCBI's taxonomy places the organism in Eukaryota, Apicomplexa, Conoidasida, Eucoccidiorida, Sarcocystidae. The transcript is spliced from 5 exons. The coding region runs from base 1 to 1083 and encodes 360 amino acids.
AUGCGGCAGAAACGCAAGAUUGAGAGACUUCUCCCCCCAACCACAGACGAGUACUCGUUUCAAGCGAGAGCCUCUCUUAUGAAGGAGCAGGAAUUCAGAGAGUGGGCAGACCGGGAGAGGCGCAUCAAAGAGCUGCAUAAGGAAGCUGUGCAGGCUAUCAAGACAGAUGCAAAGCGGAUAAAAACGCUACGGCGCAUGUGGCAACAGCGUGUUGCCAUGGAAAGCCUCAUGAAUCCACAAAGAUGGAAGGCAAUCAGCGACAGCUCCAAAAGGGCGUCAGAUAUGUUUGCUCCUCGGUCGAUGAAGGGAUACAUCCCUGGUGAUCCUUACGCUUCGCUGCAGAUCACCCCUUCAGCUCUGAAGGCUCUUGAGGAAACGGCCACCCGUCUUCGGCAAGAAGCUGUCCGGGAACAGGCAGAACGGGAUCGCGGAAACACACAAGGCCUCGAAGCAGCCAGCGCCAUGCUGCAGUUGACGGGUUCGCAGUCGCGUACUGUGACGGAUGCCAGCGUGUCCCUCAAAAAAUUCCACAUUCGUAACAUACGAGAGAGACCCGAGACCCCGCGGGUCGAGGAGGUGUUGCCGGAGGAUGAAGCGGUUCAGGUCGCAGCAGUUCUUCUGCAGCGAGUGCUACGGGGACAAACUUGCCAACAGCGAAUGUUUGCAGGCAAACAGAUGAGGCUGGACCUCAUCAACUUCCUCCGUGCUGCUGAGCAACUGAAAGACGUGCCGGUGGAGGACCAACAAGUUCAAGCUAUCGGCGAAACCACCGAGGAAGCAGCCGAAGUGCUCAUGGCAUCGAUUCAAGGACAGGCUAUCUCCGAGACGCUGGAUGAGCUCGCGAAAGAACUCCGGAAGGUGGAAGAGGAACGACGGAUUGCUGCGAUGGUUAAUCUGGCUGAACGAGACCGGAGGAUGCGAGAGGCACAAGAGUCUGGCACUCGCCAGGCUGAGGAACUCCUCCGCGCUCGAGAGGAUGAAACAUUCAAGCGCGUCAUGACUCUGCAUCACCAGACAGUUGACUCUUACGUCGAAGACAUACUUACAGCCUCCGUGGAGCAAGCAGCGAAGCAGCAAGUAUGA